CACCAGGGGGCUCUAUAGCGCCAUUAUUGGAGCUUUCAAUGACUUAUUAGAAGAAGAGUGUUGUUUUGUUUAGCUCUGAGCAUAUUAACUAGUUUAUUUUGACUCCAUUCAUUUAUCUUUUAGUUAGACAUCCAGCCAGCUACCCAGUCUGGGGGUUUUAGAACCAGAUGGCCUUCCCGGCGCCCGUGUGGCUCGCCGUCCAGGACGAGUUGCUGUCAGGCGGCGAGCCGGAGGAGGACUGCGGCUCCCGGAGCUGUUUCGACGACUUCACCGAAGAGGCUUUGUUUGAGACCUUCCACCUCUCCAGACCCUGCAUCGCCUUCAUCACGGACGCCGUCCGCAUGCGCGUCAAGUCGGCCGCCUUCAAGAAGAGCCAGCCGCCCGUGGACGUGAUGCUCAUGGCGGCGCUCAACUACUACGCGCUCGGCACCUUCACCUCCGCCGUGCAGGUGAAGGCUGCGCCGGCCAACCUCGCCGCCAUGGUCAGCACGGUCUCCGGCGUCAUCGCGGGGAUGUCCGACGUCUUCAUCUCCUUCCCUCUGACCGCCGAGGCCCGGACCAGGACCGCGUCCAAGAUGCAGGAGCGCUGCGGGAUCCCCGGCGUCCUGGGCGUCCUGGCGCCCGCGCACUUCAAGAUCAGAGCCUCCCCCUACGACAAGGAGACCUUCAAGUCGUUCAUCAACAGCCUGGGCUACACCUCGGUGGUCAGCCAGUUCAUAUGCGACUCCGAGGGCAACAUCCUGAGCGUGGAAAAGUGCUGCGUGGGCAGCACGUUUGAGCAGGAGCUGUGGGACACGUCGUUCAAAGGGAGGGAGGUGGAGGACGACCUGCACGGAGCCUUCUGGUUAAUCGGUGGGAAAGGCUACCAUCUAAGCAGACACGUGUUGACCCCCGUGCCAGAGCCGGCGAACCAGAGCGAGGCCCGCUUCAACGAGGCCCACGGCAAGAUGCACCAAGUCAUGCACGGGAUGCUGUGCUCCAUGAAGAGGCGCUUCAGGUGUCUGCUGCAGCUCGGCUUUGUCGAAGAAGCCUCUCUGAACAAGAAGUCGAACAUUAUCAAGGCGUGCAGCGUGCUGCACAACAUCGCCCAGAAGUUUUCCGUUCCUCUUCCGCCCGCUGCCGGGAACAACGAACUUCCCUAUCCGGGCAAGCCGUAUUCAGCCCCGGCGGAGAUCAGCCAGGCCGCGCUGCAAGCCCGACAGGAACUUAUCGACAGGAACUUCUGUGUGCCUCCCAACAGUCGGGACGCUUUGGGAAGCAAUCAUUUAAAGGAGGAUGUGUAAUAUUUGUUUUAUCAGCUGUGCAAGUAAAGAGAACAGGGAAACACUUAA
Fundulus heteroclitus (mummichog) is the source of this 1331-nucleotide messenger RNA. Its product is annotated as putative nuclease HARBI1. Lineage: Eukaryota; Metazoa; Chordata; Actinopteri; Cyprinodontiformes; Fundulidae. The coding region runs from base 168 to 1283 and encodes 371 amino acids. The record is from RefSeq and is a predicted model, not a curated record. The transcript has 2 exons.